GACCCAGAUGAUUUUGGAGAAUCCCUCAUCAUCAAAUACACUGAAGGCAAGAGCAGUGCUACAAAUGUACAAGAAUUGGCUGCAGGGGCAAUGUCAUGGUGUGCAUCUACUGGUGGCAAAGCCAACAAAGGAGACCUGGUCAAGAAGCUCUCAAGAUUAGGGGCCUCUGGUGCACACGUGCAAAAUGCAGAGAGGGACCUGCAGAGAACUAUCUCAUCCUUUGGAUACUCACUUCGUGCCAAAAUCGACACCAUUCGUGUCCAUUUAUGGGAUCCCAAAGACUCUUGCAUCUAUGAGGCCGAUCUUCCAGUUAUCUUCCCAGAUGAAUUUGCCAGGGCUGUCUGGGAUCUUGGCAAAGAUGUAUUCGAGCAGGUCUAUUUGGGAACUGUGGGCAAAGCUGGAGCUACUGAGUAUUGGGCGAAUGCGCGUGAUCGGUGUGUCUGGUACCCGCCAGGUAUACCUGAAGAUUGCCACUCGGGCCUGAUACCGGUUUCUAUCUACGGUGACGAAGUGCAUGCAUACCGAAACACAGAUCCUGGUGCAGUUUCUGUUGUGGGCUGGGGUUCUGACCUCAGUUUCGGUAUUGAGGCCAUGCUUCAGUACGGACUGAUUUGUGUGUAUUCGGAAUACUGUGAGUGUGAAAGCACUUAUGGUGAUAUCAUGGAGGCAGUGCUUCCAAGAUUCCAAUACCUCUGCGAUCCACAUGCCCCUCACCCCUGGAAAGAUGAGUUUCGGUUCCUGCUGUGUGGAGUACGUGGGGAUCUUAAAUGGAUCAACGACAAGUAUAAGAUCCAUAACUAUCGCCUGAACGACUUUUGUUCUCGAUGUUCCUGUGUCAAGAAUGCCGAUAAUGUCUAUGAAACCAUCACAGCCUUCGGUGACCAGGCACAACAUGUGCCAGUGAGCAACUCUUCAUUCUGUGAUUCGUUGUGCAUCGAUGAGUGGCCCUGGCCGAUGAGGUAUGGUGUGCACCUGGAACGUUUCUGCCAUGACACUUGUCACAGCCAGCUUUUGGGCAGCGGCAAAUGCUUGAACGGAAGUGCAUUGACAUACCUUUGUGAACAAGGGUACUUUCAUGGUGGGCAAUUCGGCUCUGGUGUGUACGACGUGGAACUUCAGAUCCAGCUCCAGUUUGCAUACUCAGAUUUCCGUUCAUGGGCGAAGGCUGCGGGCCUUAAAAUUCAUCAUCCGAGAUUCACCUUCAACCGCCUCGCAUCAAAAGCCAUUGCCGGCAAGGCAGUGACGUUUUGGCUCGCGUAUCGCUGUCUGGAGUACGCGGAAAGGAAUGGUUCCACGCCGCUAGACCGGCUUGUAGCUGUCUGCGUUUGGAGCUAUGCAGAUUUGCUGCACCAGUUUGACUCCUGUCCACUGAUCUUAUCGGAUUCGCAGGCGAAACAGAUGUUCAAGACAGGACAGCGACAUUUGCAGACCUGGGCUACUCUGAGAAGUUUGAGUGCUGCAAUACCUUCGGGGAAGAUUCCCAACCGCAACCUUUGGAUGAUACUCCCGAAGAUGCACCACCUACAUCAUGCACUUCAAGAUGCUGUUGUCACUCGCAUCAAUCCGCACACACAGAACCUGCUUGCAGCUGAAAGUUGGAUCGGGGUUAUCGGACGAAUGGCCCG
Symbiodinium sp. CCMP2456 is the source of this 1625-nucleotide messenger RNA. The record is from the annotation of a GenBank genome assembly. Lineage: Eukaryota; Dinophyceae; Suessiales; Symbiodiniaceae.